GCCAUAGACUGCAGACAAUGGACUUCAUCAACUCGCACGGGGCCUUCAAAGGCCUGCACAUUGACUUUGCAGACUACAUUCCUGCAAAGUUCGAGCGUCUUGGAGAUUCCUCAGUUGGGCGAGCGCCAAGGAAGGUAAUCCUCACUUUCUUGCAAGAUGUAGACGCCCGUGACCGUGUCGAGAUCCGACCGGAAUUUCUUCCUCCCGACACACCAAUGUUUACCAAGCCUCACGGCUACAACGAGUUGGAGUUUCGAGUAUACAACACCGAACUACGAAUGGAGUUCUAUCUCUGGCUAGUGCGGAAGUUCUGCCGUCCAGGGGGGUCCAUUUUUUCACUAUGGGGGGGAGGCAAGAUCACUUGCACGACAAUGAUGAGUUCCGUGGAUGUCUUUGCGGUCGGAGGGACCGGAGAGUCGGAUCGGUGGGAAGAGAUCUCUAGGAAAGCACUCACUCUUGACAAAGAUGACUUCCUUCCCAGUGGAUACAAGGUGAGUGCGAUAUACAAGUCUAUGGCUACCACGCCCACACGGUCAAGAGUUGGAGCACGGCUCAGUGACCGCUUCGAUUCUUCUCCAUCAAAGAAGCGGAGGAUAACACCAGUUGACGACGUUCUCGUUAUAUCAGAUGAAGACGACGACAAAGGGGACGACUACGACUAUGACCCGGACGAGGAGAAGGAAGUCAACGAGAAGGUCAAAAUCGACGACGACGACCUUCAAGAGUUGGAUCCCAUUCAGUCCAAUGCCAUACUACCUGAGCGGCGAUCUCGGGUUAUUCCCCAGUCAGCACAAGCAUCUGAUAAUCCACCUUCCGGUGGAACUCCUGGUGUGUCAUCUUCUGGGGGGCGGAGGAGGAAGAGGAAGGACAUGGACUCUGUGGCUACCGUCAUGGAGUCCAUUUCGGCGAUUCUGGCAGACAGCCAGCGGAGGCACGAGCAGCAGAUUGCAGAAAUCAAUGCUCGAUAAGAUCGUGAUCGUGCCAAGAGCAUGAGAUUGUUCGAGGAGUCCCGGAGGAUGCACGAAGACACAUCCCGCAUGAUGCUGCAGCAGCAGCAGCAGACAAAUCUUCUCCUCUCUGCAUUCGUGAGGCUUAAUUUCCAACUGCCAGACGUCCUUCCCGCCCCUCCUUCCCAGCCUCCGUCGCUGAUGCUUGGGAAUGCACCAUCUCGAUCUGUCAUGAGCUGAUCCAGUAGUGGACAUGCGGAAGCCGCCAAUCUUCCGCAUUCAAGUGCUGUCAAUGUCUCGGGCGAAGUGGCUCCUACUACAUCUCAACAACACAGUCCGACGUCUCCGGCAAUCAAUUUUUCAAUCGGUGAAGUUUCCAGAGUGGAGGUAGCGUCAGUAGAACCACAUUCCAUGGAGUGCCCCACAAAUCUAGAGGACGAUACUCUAGAGAUAGCGGUUGGCAGUGAUCAAUUAGCCUUUCGGGAUCCAGAUGCAGGUUUUGACACAUAAUCACUCGCUGUCAAUUUUUUUUAGCUCGACUCGAGGUGAUUUGUGUUAUUGGCUAGUGCGUCUAGAGUAU
This is a messenger RNA of Physcomitrium patens, 1527 nucleotides long. Lineage: Eukaryota; Viridiplantae; Streptophyta; Bryopsida; Funariales; Funariaceae. The record is from RefSeq and is a predicted model, not a curated record.